UAUUCUAUUCAAUUCUAUAACUAUUGAUGGCCAGCAUCCAUUGAACCAACUCCCAACUGGUAAAAGGAAGAAAAAAGUAGAGGGAAAGAAAAUAUGUUUAUCUUCUCAAACAGUUUAUCCGUUGGCAACAAUUCAAGCAAUCUGUGUUCCUCCCUCCAGGUGGCAUUAUGACAGUGACAUAUACAAGUCGUGUGGCCAAUGCCCGCUUGUGCGGGUUUUCCAAGCUCUUGUUGCAGUGGAAGGGCAGCAUAUACAAAUUACUGUACAAGGAGUUCCUCAUCUUUAUGCUGCUUUACCUCACUCUCAGCUGCAUCUACAGGUUUAUGCUGAAUGAGAGCCAAAAGCGCUUCUUUGAGAAAAUGGCCAUCAACUGCAACAAUUAUGCUGAUCUAAUCCCAAUGUCAUUUGUGCUUGGGUUCUACGUCAGUCUGGUUGUGUCGCGUUGGUGGAACCAGUACCAGAGCAUGCCAUGGCUCGACCGCCUUAUGUGCACUGUAUCCUGUCAUGUCCAAGGCAAAGAUGAAUACGGCAGGAUGCUACGAAGGACACUGAUGCGCUACGCAAACCUCGCUUCCAUCCUCACCUUCCGCUCAGUCAGCACUGCUGUCUACAAACGUUUUCCCACCAUGAGACAUGUAAUGGAGGCAGGUUUCAUGACUCCAGAUGAACACAAAAAGCUUGAACACUUGAAUUCACCUCACAAUAAAUUCUGGGUUCCUUGUGUCUGGUUCGUCAAUUUAGCAGUGAAAGCGAGGCAGGAAGACCGAAUCAGUGAUUAUGUAUCAUUGGCACACAUCUUCAGAGAAGUAAAUAAUUUGCGCAGCCAGUGUGAGAAGCUCUACAGUUAUGACUGGAUCAGCGUCCCUCUGGUUUAUACACAGGUCGUCACCAUUGCUGUUUACAGCUUCUUUCUAGCCUGUCUGAUUGGACGACAGUUUCUUGAUCCCAGUCAGGGUUAUCCAGGCCAUGAGCUGGACCUUUACAUCCCUGCAUUCACCCUACUACAGUUCUUCUUUUAUGCAGGCUGGCUUAAGGUGGCUGAACAGUUAAUCAACCCUUUUGGUGAGGAUGAUGAUGACUUUGAGGCAAACUGGCUCAUCGAUAGAAAUUUCCAGGUUUCACUCUUGGCAGUUGAUGAGAUGCAUCAGAACUUACCAGCUCUUGAAAAAGACAAAUAUUGGAAUGAUAAUGACCCCAAACCUCCAUACACAGCCGCAACAACAGAACACCGGAAACCUUCCUUCCUUGGCUCCACUUUUGACAUCAGCAUGCUGAAAGAGGAGAUGGAAUUCCAGCCCUUGGAGCAAAUCAAUGAGAACGAAGAAGUCAACCAUGCCACUCCACUUCUGAGUAACUUAGGCCGGCUGCUGGGAGUUCAGGCAACAAACUUGCAAAACAUUUCUCGAUCGACUCCUCGAAUCAAUCUAACAAGGAAGAGGAAUGGCACAUUUUCACCAGCUUCCAUGUUCAGCUUCUUGAGCUCGGAAUCAACACCAAAUGGAUUUCACAAGUCAGGAUCUCUUCCCCCCAACAGACCCUUUGCAAGAAUUCAACGAGCUUCCUCCUCCUCUCAUUCACCUUUAGGAUCAACUCAAGGCUGUGUUACAUUGGAUAGUGAGACAGGGGAUUUCGAUAGCUUCAUAUCCUCUUCACUCUAUGACAGACCCGGUUACUACAGUGCUCCUCAAACACCUGUACAAUCCAUACCCAUGGCAUUUCCACUCAAACGGAUUCCUUUGAAGAAGCCCUCUAAGCUAGCCAACAUUUCUGCCUUCCCUGCCGGAAACCCAGGGAGUAACAACAGUGUGUUGGCCUCAAAGCCUGACGAGCUAGACAUGCACAAUAGCAUUAAUACAAAUAAAAUGUCCUUUAAUGAACCAUCUGAGGAGAUAGUAGCAGUGGACAGCUGCCAAAGUGCAGCUGAAGCAGAAGGUGCUACAAACUGUCAGUGCUUAAACAAUAAAGUAAUGUUAGAGUUAUCUAGCAACUUCAGUCCUGGUAGCAGCAACAGCCUACUAAUGAUUUCUGAAAGUCCACACUUUCUCUUCUCAGACAGCUCUUCAGAUACAAAUAAACCUGAUAAUGGAAAGCAAAAACUAAAUAGUUUUCAGGAAUGCAAACAUCCCAGACUGACCCUUGAGUCCUUUGGAUAUGCCAAUAACCCAGACCUUUUAAAUCCUUUGUACAACACACCAGGUCACGAGACAACCAUUUCCACCUUUUCCUUCACACCACUGCCUUCCCCAAUGCUUGGUAGGUCAAGGAUAAUAAGUCAAAGCGGGACUGCAUCUGGCAUUGAUUACAAGGCAGAAAGUACUUCUUCCCCAGAAUUUUCUGAAACAGAGAUUUCUUCCAAGUUUCCCUCCCUAUCAACUCAAUCUACUCCUGACUGCACCAAAGAUGUCUGCAUGAAACCACUGUUGAAAAAUAUGACUGUGGCUCGAAACGAUUCAAGCUUCUCCCUCAGUGAUGGGGACCUAGUCAACUUCAUGAAUAUCGCAACUGAACAUGAAGAAACUGUCCCUCAGAAUGGGAAACAGGAAACUGUCACACCAGUAAAUAAAGGUAUUGUUUGGAUGGAAAACACAGAAUAA
Messenger RNA from Amblyraja radiata (thorny skate), 2594 nucleotides. RefSeq names its product bestrophin-2-like. The record is from RefSeq and is a predicted model, not a curated record. The coding region runs from base 168 to 2594 and encodes 808 amino acids. The transcript has 9 exons. Gene Ontology annotation, molecular function: chloride channel activity. NCBI's taxonomy places the organism in Eukaryota, Metazoa, Chordata, Chondrichthyes, Rajiformes, Rajidae.